This is a messenger RNA of Fusarium coffeatum, 1776 nucleotides long. RefSeq lists its product as uncharacterized. The transcript is spliced from 6 exons. The record is from RefSeq and is a predicted model, not a curated record. NCBI's taxonomy places the organism in Eukaryota, Fungi, Ascomycota, Sordariomycetes, Hypocreales, Nectriaceae. Gene Ontology annotation, molecular function: acid phosphatase activity. The coding region runs from base 1 to 1776 and encodes 591 amino acids.
AUGGCCGCCGCUACCGGACUUCUCAAGUCCAAGGGCGCCGCAGGUUCUUCGGGAUACCAGCCAGUUCAUCAAGAUGAGGGCGAUGGUCACGAUGGCGAUCGGGCACCUCCUGUCCAACCAAUUGUCCCUCGGGGCCCAAUGCGAACCUACCGAAACAUGGUGGUGCUUCUCUCAGGCCUCGUCGUUCUUCUCAUGGCCACAAACCUUUAUCUCAGUCUUCCUUUAGCUUUCGGCUCCGGCUCCGGCUCAUGUCCGGGCGACCCACCCCGAGUGCCCCAGUAUUUCCAGACCUCUCCGGAACUAUGGGCCGGCGUAACUGAAACUGGCAAGCCGGCUUUCAUGGCCCAGACUCAUGUCUUUGAGCCUACGGCUACUUUUGUUCCCAAUGACCCGCUGCAGACUUCCAUCCCCAUCGAGGGCAUGAAGGAGGGUAACCGAAGCAUCUUCCAGAUGAUGGGUUACCUGAGUCCCUACUGUCCCUCUACUGGUUUCGGCGUUGACGAGUAUCCUAUUCCUCAAGGUGCCGAGAUUGUUCAAGUUCAGAUGCUGUCACGACAUGGUGCUCGUUACCCGACUCCUGGCGCAAACGUUGCAACUCUUGGUGAGCGUCUCGCCAAUGCUUCGUCCAGCUUUAAGGGUAGCGAUGCUCUGGAAUUUCUUAAUGACUGGAAGUAUGAACUCGGCAAGGCCAUCCUAGUGCCAAGAGGUCGGCAGGAGCUAUUCGAGUCUGGUGUCUUGCACAGCUACAUGUAUGGUAGCCUGUACAACCCCCAGAGCAAGCUCAUUGUCAGAACUACCACACAAGACCGUAUGCUGAAGUCUGCUGAAAACUGGAUGGCUGGAUUCUUCGGUCUUGAGUGGACCAACAAUGCCACCAUCGAAGUGAUCAUCGAAGCCCCUGGCUUCAAUAACUCACUCGCCGGAAAUCUCAACUGUCCCAACGCGGAGAAGGCGGACUAUGUGACCCCUGUAGCGACUUGGUAUAAGAAGUACUUGAAAGAUGCAACUGAUCGAUUCAACAACAUGACCGAGGGUUUCACAUGGACUGCAGAAGAUGUCUGGGCCGCCCAGAACAUGUGCCCUUAUGAGACCGUCGCCUAUGGCUUCAGCAGAUUCUGUGACCUCUUUACUUACGAGGAGUGGGAGAACUUUGGCUACUCAAUCGAUCUUGGUUUUUCUUCUGGUGCCGGUUUCCAGAGCCCCAUUGGCAGAGCAACCGGUCUUGGUUACCAGCAAGAGGUUAUUGCGCGCCUUAAGAACCAUACCCUCGGCUACUCUGGUUCCCAGAUCAACACCACUCUCGAUGGCAUGACAGAGACCUUUCCUCUAAACCAGAGCCUCUACUUUGACUUCUCCCACGACACCAACAUCAUCUCUAUCCUCACAGCUUUUGGUCUAACCCAGUUCGCUGAGGAUCUUCCUACCGACAAACACCCCGGUGACCACGAAUUCGUCGUUUCCAAGCUCACUCCCUUCGGUGCGCGCCUGGAUAUCGAGAUCAUCAAAGCUCCCCAGCCCGUCUCGCCAAACAGAGAUGGCUACCUCGACGGUAAGGAGACUAAGUAUAUCCACUUUGUGCUCAACCAGCGAACCGUACCUUUGGGUAAGAGUUUCUCGGAAUGCGACGUUAACCGUAAGGAUGGCUGGUGUGAGCUUGAAACGUUCCUCAAGGUGCAGGAAAAGAUGGCCGAAAAGGCGCAGUUCGACUAUGCCUGCUUUGGGGAUUAUCCCUCACUGCCCUACGGCAAAGUUACGGAUGGAGCACCGCCAUCUUGA